Gambusia affinis (western mosquitofish) is the source of this 1992-nucleotide messenger RNA. RefSeq names its product bile acid-CoA:amino acid N-acyltransferase-like. Lineage: Eukaryota; Metazoa; Chordata; Actinopteri; Cyprinodontiformes; Poeciliidae. Gene Ontology annotation, molecular function: fatty acyl-CoA hydrolase activity. The transcript has 11 exons. The record is from RefSeq and is a predicted model, not a curated record. Bases 126 to 1526 code for a protein of 466 amino acids. Gene Ontology annotation, biological process: acyl-CoA metabolic process; fatty acid metabolic process.
UACUAUCUGACAUGUCUUUGUUUUCCAUUCACUGAAGCCUUUGGAGUCAGUGAGCGAUGCUUUUCUGGUGUUUCUCUGCUUGAUAUUUCAUCAUUUCUGCUUGCAGAGCACACAGAGAGGACGUAAUGUUCAGGCCACAUGUGAGUGUGAAAGCUAUAGAGCGGCUCGGUCACAUCAAGAUGAAACCAGACUUCACUAUUUGGAAGAAACUGGCAGGUUUGCAGCGGCUUACAGGGAAAGUUCGGUGGAAGAGCAACACCAGACCCGCCCCCGUUUUGACGGCCGCUCCUGUCCGCGCCCUCGUUGACGAGCAGAUCGGCAUUAGAGGACACUUCCUGCCCCCACGCUGUCCCGUCACAGUGUAUGCAAGAAUGCACUGCGACGAGGGAGACCUAUGGGAGUCGUUCGCUCAUUAUAACACAGAUGAGAGUGGAACUUUUAGCUUAACUCGUGAUCCUUCAGUGGGAGGCUCCUAUUUGGGCUGCGAGCCGAUGGGACUCUUCUGGAGCAUGCAGCCAGCUCCUGGAGGAAGAGAAGGUUUAAGACUGAGGAAGAAGAAUGUGGAGAGUCCUUACCUGGUGCAUGUUUCUCUGCUGGAAGGCCACGUCUCAGCCAGCGAGGGGCAGCGCUCUGAGCUGGCAGCGGUGACUGCUGAACGGUGGUACAUCGCACCAGGAGUGAAGAGGGUAGAGAUUAAUCAAAACGGACUCAUAGGAACAUUGUUCAUACCACCUGGUCCAGGCCCGUUUCCAGCCAUGUUGGAUCUGUGGGGAAUGGGUGGAGGACUGCAGGAAUACCGCUCUUCUCUCCUUGCAUCCAGAGGCUAUGCUAGUUUUUGUCUUGCCUACUUUGGGCACAAAGAUCUGCCUGGCCCACCAAAUCGUAUGAACGUCGGGGAUUCAUAUUUUAAGGCUGCCUUCCUCCUGCUGCAGGAUCACCCUCAGGUCGUCUCAGACAGAGUCGGCAUCAUUGGCCUCUCCUUCGGAGGCUACCUGACGCUUCGCAUCGCCACCAAAACUGGAGUUAAACCAUCUUGUUUGGUUUGCAUCAACGGCCCUGUGGGUAGCAUGGUGUCACUCUUGAAUCCAGACGGCAGGACAGACGAGUUUGACAGUUCCCAGAAAUUUUGGAAUUUUGAUGAUGAGGGCUAUGUCAUUUUCAAAGACGUCUCUCUGCCUGGUAAUAUUCCUCCUGACAGGUUUGCUAAGGUGGAGAAGCUGGACUGUCCUCUGAUGUACAUAGUGGGUGAAGAUGACCUGAGUUCUGCAAGCAUUGAGAACGCAGAUCUGAUUGAGGAGAGGUUAAGGUUGGCUGGUAAAUCCCACCUGUUCACCCGCUUGUCCUACCCCGGCGCUGGUCACCUGAUUGAGCCGCCCUAUUCCCCGAGUGCAAGAGCAUCCAUGUGGUCCGUCAAACCCAAGAAAUUGAUCACGAUGUGGGGCGGUCAUCCUGCACCGCACGCUGCUGCCCAGGAAGAUGCAUGGAAGAAAAUGUUGGAUUAUUUGGAGAAAAAUCUGAGAAGCUGAAUAUCUGUAGAGAUGCUGGAUUUGAGAAAAUGGACAAGUUAAUUUAUUGCUAUGCAGAAAAUUGUAGAUCAUCCGCAAGAGAGAGCCGCUUAGUUUUAGCUGUCAUUCUAGUGCCAACCACUGGACACACAUAAGCGAGGAGGAAAUUCACAGCAGCAGCAAAGCUAUAAAUAUAUUAUGUUUUAUAAAACUCCUGUAGAAACUGAGCUGCUGCUGGACGAUGGUUUUUGAAAUAGUUUACAGACUUUGUGCCGUAUGAUCCAAAUACUGGGCAUUUAAUUUCAAGCAGCAAAGCUCAUAAACAACUGAACUGUGCAAAAUGUACCAAUUCCCCAAGCAGAAUAAAUCAUGUUAUGAAAAAUGUCAUAAUAUAAAAAAGAUUUAACAACAACCUGCUUUCUAAGUUGGUAAAAAAUACGAAUUAAUCAAGUCACACUAGUAGACAAACAGAGUCAGAUUUCCAGAU